This is a messenger RNA of Girardinichthys multiradiatus, 1887 nucleotides long. It is a transcript of the gene bpifcl, whose product is annotated as BPI fold containing family C, like. The transcript has 16 exons. Bases 164 to 1594 code for a protein of 476 amino acids. Lineage: Eukaryota; Metazoa; Chordata; Actinopteri; Cyprinodontiformes; Goodeidae. The record is from RefSeq and is a predicted model, not a curated record. Gene Ontology annotation, molecular function: lipid binding.
UACAUUACGGAAGUAGAAGAUGCAUUUGUAUGCUUAUCAUUAGCCACUGACAUGCUGAGGACACAGAGCGUUCUCUUAUAGCUCAAACUCCUUCUUCAAGAGCUUCUUUGCAACUUCAUCUGCCAUUUGUUCCUUAUUUCAGGUAAGGAAGGCCCAGAAAAAAAUGCUUCCAUCUGUGAUAGUAGUCUUUAUGCUUCUGUCGUGCUCCUGUGGAGAGAACCCUGCAAUACAAGUCAUCCUAACAAACAAAGGUCUCCAGUAUGGGAAACAUGUGGGGACCGGAUGGAUUCAGGAGAAGUUGACGCAAAUAACCUUUCCUGACAUCAAUGGUGAUGUUGACAUCUUUAUUGGAAGGGUAUACUACACGCUAUCAGGUGUGACUAUACAAAAGUGUGAUCUUCCAGAGCCUGUCGUUGAGUUUGUCAAGGAUAUAGGCCUGAAGACAUCCAUCACAGGUCUCAGUUUGGCCCUUACUGGUGAUUGGAGGACACGUUUUGGUUUAAUACAUGAUGGUGGAUCAUUCAACAUGGCUAUAUUUAACACUGAUGUGACCUCUGUUAUGCACCUGGGGAGUGAUGCUGAGGGGCAUCUGUCUGUCACCAACAUCAACUGUAACGCUGCAGUCAGAGAUGUUGACAUACAGUUCUCCGGUGGAGCCAGUUGGAUUUUUCAGCCAUUUGUCAAGUAUUUCAAGGGACAGGUCAUUGGGAUAAUACAAAAUACAAUCUGUCCUGAAGUUGAGGACGCCAUCGUGGAGUUGGACCACCAUCUACAGGCUAUGAACGUUUCCUUUGGUGUAAAUGAAGUUCUCACUCUCGACGUCCCUCUCACUGGUCUCCCUGUCGUUGAUGCUUCAAAUCUGAAGUUAGGGUUAAAGGGGGAGUUCUACAGCAUCAAAACUCACAAAGAGCCUCCCUUUGUGGCCCAGCAAUUCACCUUGCCUGAGCAGGCGGGCUAUAUGCUGUCGAUGGGAAUGUCUGAGUUCACUCUGAACUCUGCCUCAUUUGGGUACUUCUCAGCAGGACAGCUUCAAGUCCUUAUCAAUGACAGCAUGAUGCCUCCUUAUUGUCCUUUUCACCUGAAUACCUCCUCAAUGGGAAUGUUCAUUCCUCAGCUUCCCAAGAUGUUUCCAGGUUUGUUGAUGAAUCUUAUGUUGUACGCCAGAGAGGCUCCAGUGUUUUCCUUCCAGCCUGGCGCUGCUGUCCUGGGGGCCCAAGUCAGUGCAAAGGCCGUCGCCAUUGAACCAAAUGGUACUCAGGUCCCACUGUUCAAACUCAACAUUGACUCUAACAUCACCAGUAAAUUGAUAAUUGAUAAAGGAAAGCUGAUGGGUUCUGUGAUAUUAGAUAACAUUACCUUGACACUGGCCUCAAGUGAAAUUGGAGCCUUUAAGACUGAUUCUUUGGAAAAGGUAGUAAAGACAGGAAUGGGUCUGGCCUUAGGAAAAGUCAACGCAACACUGAGAAAAGGGAUCAUUUUACCAAGAAUGAAACACAUACAACUUGUCAACACAGUUCUGAAGAUGGAGAAGGGGUUUGUAGCCAUUUCUUCAGAUGCGGAGACUCUGCAAACAGAUAGACGCUCCUACUUAUAAACAUAAAAUGUGUAAAAUUGAUUUUUUUUCUUGGUUCAUACUCAAACUUUCUAGCCUUUAAACUGAUUUGGUCUAAAUCUUUCUCCACAAGGGAAAAGCACCUUGUGUAAACCUCAAUCUACCACAUCUUUCCAAGCCUUGCUAUCCAAUAGACUAACACCUAAACAGAUAAUGAACACAUAUGUACACAAAUAUGUCUCAUCAUUAGUGAGUCUGGUGCUCAGAUAUACAACUGGUCGACAACUGAAAGAGUACUGUCUGUAUUUGCUUCAAAUUAAAUAUUAAUACACUUA